GUUUUAAUAUCAAGCUGGUCUGAGGGAGCAAGUUAACUGUAUUUUUUGGGUUUUGAUAUCAACAAUUGUUGAUAACUAACCCUGUCAGUAGGCCUGGCCUCUGUUUCUGAUCGAACCCAUGUUUACACCGACAUUUAGGGAUGGGCCUCACUGGCUCUCCAGCCAAUCCCGCCGCUCGCAGGCUCUUGGUUUGUGACGAAGCAGACAAGAGGCGGUGUUUCAGUGUAAAGUUUACGUCACCUGGAGAGCUGGAAGAGAUGUUUGUCAGUUGCCAUGGCAGCCUCAGCAUUCAUGGCUGAGCCAGGUGAUCCUGCAGAGGGGACCUGGCAGAGAUAUGACUUGUGUUUCACCGAGGCCAUCAGCCAGCAAAUGAGAGUCCCUGAUAGGCUGAAGGUAGCAGACCCAUCAUUGGGAGGCAUGGAAGAGCUGAAACGAGAUGAUCCGCCCCCAUCGUUCAAUAUGCACCUCCCUGAUAGGCUGUCACUUGCAGAUAUGCCGGAUUUGGGUCCGCGCCCCCCGUUUCUCAACAUAUCCCCCCAGAAGUCCUGGAUUGUCCCAUCUGCUGCACUGCACACCCCAUCUCCGCUGGGGAUGCUCCAAGACCAGCACACAGGGGGUUGGGAGAGGGGAAGAUAUACAAGAGAGGCAUCCCUCCGCAGAUCAAUGAGCGACUGUGCUUUCAGCAAAAGCUCCUCCGCUAUGUGUGUCUCUAAACAGCAGCACAGUCUCAGAGAUGCGGGGCCCCCGUGCUCCGUACCUCUCUACCCCUCGACAGGACCUGACCCCAACCUCCUGUCCUCGCACGGCGUGCUUAACGCAGCUAAAUAUGUGGGGCGGCAGGUCUCACAGCGCCUCCUGCAGGCCAUCAAUCAAAAAUUUGCCACCAGGUACAGUUUCCCUGAGUGUACCCAGGCUGACACAACAGACCAUGCAUUCACUGAACAUAGUAAAAGAAGUAUCCAUGACUCGGGGAUCGUUCUUGAAGGAGAGGACGUGGGGGUUGUGGAGGUUCUCGCACUUAGGAGACAGUUGAGUAAGAUGAGCAGGCGUCUGGCAGGGCUGGAGAAGCAGAGUGCGGCGCACCGGCAGACCGAGUUGGUGCUGUUCACCCUCCUGGUCAGUGCCAGCCUCGUCAACAGCUGGCUGUGGCUGCGCAGAUAGCCCUCCACCUGCACCUUGCACUGUGACUGUAGAGACUUGAGUUAUAGCAUGAAACAACGUGGGCCCGGCGCCUCUCUGUUAGCACUCCGUAGAGCUGAUUCUGCGUUGGCUGUACACCAUGAUUGUGAAGGAAUGACAUGUUUACUGCAGCUAGAGAGAGACUCUCUGGAAUAAGGGAUCUGCACAGCUGACUGCAAUUCUCUGCGCUGUCGUGGCUACAGUGACAGCUGCACACCAACCCACAGGAAUAUGGGCUCUACCCUGAAGUCUGCUUUCUGCUACUGUUCACGCACUUUUACAGACGAUGCCCCUUUAAAUCAUAUUUCAGAAUAAGAGUACUUUUAUUAUUAUGGUAUGGAUGGUAUUUAGAGUGGAGGACUGGAGUGCAGUGUGCCCUAUUGGUUAGAAUUGAGUGCUAGGAGGCAGUGUGACCUAAGUCUAUAUAAAAGCUAAGGACUGGGAGGCAGUGCGGUCCAAUUGAUAGAAUAGAGAUAAGCACUGACAGGUAGAGAUCUAAUGGUAAGGACUUUAAAGUAGUAUGGUUUUGUUAUUAGUAAAUGUUUGUUUUAAUACAAUGAAAGUAAAUCAAUAUUGAACAAAAUAUGACAUCAAUAAUAUGUAGGACGAUAUCAAUAUUCUAAAUAAGCAACUUAAUAUGCUAAAAAUUUAUUCUUUUUUAAAUUUUGUUGUAGGUUUUUAAAUACACUUUAUUUGAAUUUUACAACGCUAAUCUGAAGAGCAGUUUAUUAUUAUUUAUUUAAAAUUGUAACUCAUUGAAACAUUAUUUUGUGUGUUAUAUUGAACUAUUAGGAUGUUCUGACCCUUUGUGAGCUGUGGGGAUGAAUGGUGAGCUCUCUUACCAUCUCGCUGUAUUUCAUUGUGCUACAGUGUAUGAACAUCAUUUCAAGGGGGGUUUAUAACUAAGGCUGUAAAAAAUUCAGGGUAAAAAAUUGCUUAUGUCACUGCAUCUCAAAAUAGGUAUUUCAAGAUUUUUCACGACGAAACAUAGUAUUUUUGAAAGCAAAAUUGAUAAUUUUGUCUGGAGUUGUUAUUCAACAAAUGUUCCUAAAUAUUUAAAUGCUUAUCUGAAAAACAUUAAAUGCUAAAUUGUAGAAUAGUUUUUAUGUACACCAUUUAAAGACAUUUUACUUUCACCAUCGGUGAAUUAUCAAACAAAAUAAAAACAUAAAUAAAUGUAAAAAUAACAACAGACACGUGAAAUGUCCCCUUCUUGUACUGGACAGAGCGAUCUUUAGCAGAAGUAUUUCUGAUCUUUGAUGCAGCUGGUGUCUUUUUCAUUGAAGACAUUUUAAACAAAUCGUGCAGCUCUAUGCAAUGUGUUCAAUCAUUAACCGGGAGCAAACUAAGUCGUCUGCCAGGUUCCUAAAUGCAGUGUAACAGGUAGUGUGUCGAUAAGGCAAAUGUUUGCUGUAUUUAUUUUUAAGUGAUAAAAAAAUAUGUUUAUUUACACUAUUCAUUCAGAAAUGGGAAUUAUCACAGGGAACCACAUAUUACACGGCAAUGGGUAAAUUUAACAGAAUUGUGAAAGUUGCGAUAACCGUGAAAAAAAAUUCAACCUUAUGUAUUACUUCUGUUAAAACAUGUUGUACUUCUAUUGUGUAACAUCAAAUGAGCUGCAUGUUCCAGUCAGAUAGUUUGUUUACUAGCAGGUUGACAGAGUACAAAAUCUAAUGUGUUCUGUAGAGACUUGAAAGACUGCAUCCCCCGGGGAGAUUAGAGCAGAAGCUGCUAAUUACCUGCCUCAGCCAUGAAAGAAUUUCAAGCCUGUCUCAUCAAAUCACAAUUAAAAGUAUUUUAAUUACACAUAAUAUAGAAG
This is a messenger RNA of Acipenser ruthenus (sterlet), 2998 nucleotides long. RefSeq names its product mitochondrial fission factor homolog B. The record is from RefSeq and is a predicted model, not a curated record. Lineage: Eukaryota; Metazoa; Chordata; Actinopteri; Acipenseriformes; Acipenseridae. The coding region runs from base 274 to 1161 and encodes 295 amino acids. Gene Ontology annotation, cellular component: peroxisome; mitochondrial outer membrane. The transcript is spliced from 8 exons. Gene Ontology annotation, biological process: positive regulation of mitochondrial fission.